AUGGCAAGCUCCACGGUUACUGCUCAACAAACCGAACGCUCGUUCGUCCUGGCCGGCGAAGAGCAGAUCAAACCGGCAGCCAGCGAUGCUAGCUUCCAGUCUUUGGCUCGAGGCAACCGGAACGGCACCCUGAAGUUGCGCGGAAUUCCCACGUUCUCGGAUCCGCUGGAAAAGCGGAAGUGGAUGAAAGAGCACAUGGCAGCUGCUUUUCGCUAUUUUGGCAAACUUGGCUAUGGAGAGGGCGUCUCCGGACACAUCUCCAUGCGAGACCCCAUUCUGAAGGAUCACUUCUGGAUGAACCCCUUCGCCAAGCACUUUUCCACUAUCAAGGCCUCAGACCUGGUUCUGGUGGAUGAUGAGGGUUAUGUCACUGAGGGUGGGGCCCAAAUUCCCAUCAAUGAAGCUGGCUUCAUGAUCCAUUCCGAAAUUCACAAGGCUCGUCCGGAUGUCAUUGCCGCAGCGCACACGCAUGGUAUUCAUGGCAAGACAUGGAGUGCAUUCGGAAAGCCUAUCGAGAUGCUCACUCAAGAUGCAUGCAACUUGUAUGGCCGUGUGGGCGUUUACGAAGAUCAUGGUGGCAUUGCCCUAUCACAAGAGGAGGGAAGACAAAUUGCCGCCGCGCUUGGCAAGGAUAACAUUGCAUGUAUCCUUCAGAACCAUGGUCUUCUGACUGUCGGUCGAACGGUGGAUGAGGCGGCCAUUCUAUACUCAUUCCUCGAGAAUGCUUGCCACUCUCAACUUAUGGCUGAAGCAGCUGCCGCGAAUGGUAUUCCCAAGAAAAUUAUCAGCGACGAAGCAGCCAAAUAUACUGCUGAUGUUGCUCAGAACCCACACAACCUCUAUACUGAGUUCCAACCUGAGUUUGAAUUGAUCGUCGAGGAGAGCAAUGGAAGAGUUCUCCAGUAA
Messenger RNA from Penicillium argentinense, 906 nucleotides. Its product is annotated as class II aldolase/adducin domain protein. The record is from RefSeq and is a predicted model, not a curated record. Gene Ontology annotation, cellular component: cytoskeleton. Gene Ontology annotation, molecular function: actin filament binding. NCBI's taxonomy places the organism in Eukaryota, Fungi, Ascomycota, Eurotiomycetes, Eurotiales, Aspergillaceae. The transcript is spliced from 5 exons. The coding region runs from base 1 to 906 and encodes 301 amino acids.